This is a messenger RNA of Cicer arietinum (chickpea), 723 nucleotides long. NCBI's taxonomy places the organism in Eukaryota, Viridiplantae, Streptophyta, Magnoliopsida, Fabales, Fabaceae. The record is from RefSeq and is a predicted model, not a curated record.
AGCUUUAUAAUUUUUGGCCUAAGAGUUUCUACAUCAUGUUAGCUCAUGCAAAAUGAAAGACCCCGUAGUAUAGUUGUUCUUGUUUAGUAUCAUGGAAGUCAUUGAAGAAAAAGGGCAAUUAGAAGAAGAUUACACUCAAGAUGGCACGGUAGACUUACAAGGUAGACCUGUUUUAAGAUCAAAAACUGGAAGGUGGAAAGCUUGCUACUUCCUUGUAGGGUAUGAAUUGUUUGAGAGGAUGGCUUAUUAUGGAAUAUCAACAAACUUAGUGGUGUAUCUAACAAAUAAGUUCCAUCAAGGUACUGUGGAAGCUUCAAACAAUAUUAGUAAUUGGGGAGGAUCGGUGUGGAUUAUGCCACUUGCAGGAGCUUACGUAGCUGAUACUUAUCUUGGUCGAUAUUGGACUUUUGUAUUUGCUUCGUGCAUUUAUCUUGUGGUAUGAAUUGUGAGAUUUUAUAUGAUACUUUUGAUACAUUUAAACAUUUAUUUAUAAAGUAAACAUAUCAUGUUUUGGGUCUUAAACUUAAGAAAUAGACCAAAAAUUCUAACCUUGAAAUUUUUUUGUCUUAACUCAAUAGAGAAAUGAGCUUUUAUAAUUAGGAGUUUAGUUGGAACAUCAAUAUCUUCUCUUUGAGAAGUUAAUUUUAUGGUAUGGAUGAGUAAAACUCACACUAGCCACGUUGGAAUACAAAUUACAUACAACACCAAACUUAAGAAUGCAUA